AUGGACGCCGCACCAAACAACGUGGGCCAGAGGCCCGUGUCCAAAACGGAGAGCUCCAACCCCCGGGAGUUCCAGCUCAACCAGAUACGGCGACGCUUUCGUCCGGCAGAGGAGACGACUGAAUCGGGGACUACUCUGCGAUUUGGGAUGGCUCCCUCAGACCCGGACUUUCCCUUCGAGCUGGACAAGCUGCAGUGUAUCCUGCACGUUCCGCUGUCGUAUCCGGCGCGGGGCCGGCCCACGUUGAAAGUGGCCAAUCCUGAAAUAGACGAUGCGUUUCGGGACAAUGUUGCCAGAGGAUUUGACGACAUCGUCGACAGCACGAUGCGGAGUGGUGGACGGGGGACGUUGCUGUCUUGGAUGAACAGCCUCGACCGUCAUCUGGAGCGGUUAUUGACGACCACGGAGAGAGGUCCUACCCUCAAGUUUGUACCGAAUCUCGGUGGACAACAGAAAAAUAACGCCCCCGAUAUCGUGGAUGGUAUGAAGUCUGUCCAAAUAUCGGAGAAGAGCAAACCCCGUAUUCGCGAGAAACAGCCUGCUUCUAAGCCAACCCCGGUGUAUACCGCGGAGGAGAAGGCGCAGGCCGAGCGGAGAAGAGUGACGGAAACGAAGCAGAUAGAAGCUCGUCUUGGAAGGUUGCCUUUCUUUGCUAAGUCCAACGACGGACUUUCAUUUACCGUUCCGAUCCAGCCUGCGAAAGUGAAUCUUCUCCCGAUACCCCUGCGAUCUGUUAAGACGAUGAAGCUCCUGGUGCCGGAACUUUAUCCUCUGGAACCCAGUGCCGUUGAACUCCAAGGAGUCGAUGGUGAAGAGGCAGAGGCCGUGCAACUUGGCUUUGCACAGUGGACCAAGGCCAACGCACAGCUGAAUCUGAUGUCGCAAAUCAAUUAUUUGACAAGCAAUAUGCAUAGCCUUGCCAAAACUCCGCUGCAAAAGGAUUCCAUAUCUACAGAGGAGCCUAGGACUUCUGCAGCCUCGACAGAAGGGACUCCUUCCAACACCCCAACUACGCAACUGGAGGACAAGCCACAUCUUCAUGUCGUUCCUCGCCCACCUGAAUGGGCAGUGGGAGAAGAUGGCAGCGACAACGAAGAAACAGAAGACUCCUCGGACUUCGACGACGAUUACUCAGAUGAAGACGAAGACGGCGGAGCUCCUGUGCCGAAUAUGCCUGAGGCUACCAAGGAGCACGGCGUCGCGCUAUCGUUCCCAUUCCUGGAGCUUUAUGGAAUUGAGCUUCUAGAACUGGUGGGCUUGUGUAUCACAGUAAAAUGUGAGAGGUGCAAGGAACCGACAGACGUUAAAAAUGUGCCACAAAUCAAGGAGAAGGGCGACGGAACUUCCCCUAAGGUCGAAACAUGCAAAAAGUGCGCGAACACCAUGAGUCUUGGCUUUCGGCGGCAGUUGAUACAUUCCCAUUCCAAUCGUGCCGGGUACUUGGACCUGGACGGAUGUACAAUCGCCGAUCUUCUUCCUAGUAUUCAAGGUGCCGGAGGUGAAAUUUUUACGUGUCGGGUCCGCAGCAUCCAAAGGAGGUUCUGGGUAUCGUGGCCGGCCAGGAACUUCCCCGUCGGGGACGUUGCCAGCACUAUGGAAAAAGUUACCGCUGGUUCAGGUGUCACGACGCCGCUGAAGACCAUCCCAACGAGCACGCAAAUCGCAUGA
This is a messenger RNA of Aspergillus terreus NIH2624, 1668 nucleotides long. RefSeq lists its product as uncharacterized. The transcript is spliced from 5 exons. NCBI's taxonomy places the organism in Eukaryota, Fungi, Ascomycota, Eurotiomycetes, Eurotiales, Aspergillaceae. The record is from RefSeq and is a predicted model, not a curated record. The coding region runs from base 1 to 1668 and encodes 555 amino acids.